This is a messenger RNA of Herpailurus yagouaroundi (jaguarundi), 1612 nucleotides long. RefSeq names its product CCM2 scaffold protein (gene CCM2). The transcript is spliced from 10 exons. The coding region runs from base 121 to 1464 and encodes 447 amino acids. The record is from RefSeq and is a predicted model, not a curated record. NCBI's taxonomy places the organism in Eukaryota, Metazoa, Chordata, Mammalia, Carnivora, Felidae. Gene Ontology annotation, biological process: vasculogenesis; heart development.
GCAGAGGAGGGAGGAGCAAAUGGCCAGUGCAGGGAGGAACCAGCGCUCUUCCCAAGUCCCUCCCUAAAGUUCCUCCCCAAAGUCCCUGUUCGGACACACCUGCUGGCCGGUCCGUGUCCCAUGGAGAACGAGCCCGGGAUUGUGUCGCCGUUUAAACGAGUAUUCCUAAAAGGUGAAAAAAGUAGAGAUAAGAAAGCCCAUGAGAAGGUGACAGAGAGGCGCCCUCUGCACACUGUGGCUCUGUCCCUGCCUGAGCGCGUGGAGCCUGACAGACUGCUGAGCGACUACAUCGAGAAGGAGGUGAAGUACUUAGGUCAGUUAACGUCCAUACCAGGAUACCUGAAUCCCUCCAGUAGGACCGAAAUCCUGCAUUUCAUAGACAAUGCAAAGAGAGCCCACCAGCUCCCCGGACACCUGACCCAGGAGCACGACGCUGUGAUCAGCCUGUCUGCCUACAAUGUCAAGCUGGCCUGGCGGGACGGGGAAGACACCAUCCUCAGGGUCCCCAUCCAUGACAUCGCCGCCGUGUCCUACGUGAGGGACGACGCCUCGCACCUGGUGGUCCUGAAGACAGCCCAGGACCCUGGCAUCUCCCCCAGCCAGAGUCUGUGUGCAGAAAGUUCCAGAGGCCUCACCGCAGUCUCCCUGUCAGAGAGUGGAGUGGGGCCUGUGGAGGCGUGCUGCCUGGUCAUCCUGGCGACCGAGAGCAAGGUCGCUGCUGAGGAGCUGUGCUCCCUGCUCGGGCAGGUCUUCCAGAUUGUGUACACAGAGUCCACCAUCGACUUUCUGGACCGAGCCAUAUUUGACGGGGCCUCGACACCCACCCACCACCUGUCUCUCCACAGCGACGACUCUUCCACCAAGGUGGACGUGAAGGAGCCGUAUGAGACGGAAGUCGGCACGUUCUCCUUCCCCGAGUGCGCGCACGCAGGCGGCGUGUCGCCCUUGUCCUUCUGUAUGCAGACGGCGCCCCACUCCAAGACGGUCAGUGAGAGCGAGCUGAGCGCCACUGCCACCGAGCUGCUGCAGGACUACAUGCUCACGCUGCGCACCAAGCUGUCCUCGCAGGAGAUCCAGCAGUUCGCGGCGCUGCUGCACGAGUACCGGGAUGGGGCCUCAGUGCAUGAGUUCUGCAUCAAUCUGCGCCAGCUGUAUGGGGACAGCCGCAAGUUCCUAUUGCUGGGUUUGCGGCCCUUUAUCCCGGAGAAGGACAGCCAGCACUUCGAGAACUUUCUCGAGACCAUCGGGGUGAAGGACGGCCGGGGCAUCAUCACCGACAGCUUUGGCAGGUACCGGCGGGCGCUGAGCUCCACCUCCACCUGCACCUGCCCUGGGAACAGGGCCACGGGCAGCUCGGACGACCAGUCUGCGCCCUCGGAAGGGGACGAGUGGGACCGCAUGAUUUCGGACAUCAGCAACGACAUCGAGGCUCUGGGCUGCAGCAUGGACCGGGACUCGGCCUGACCCUCUACUGUGAAGGACGCGCCCUGGGGCGCCGGUGCACGGGCCUGUCCCUGGAGGGAUCCUGGGGGUCCCUUCGGUUUUGCACACGAAGUUCCUGUCGAAACCCUCAGAGACCUUCAAAGAAGUUUACUGCGAUGUGAACGAUUCA